AUGCACGCCUCCACUAGUCGACCCAGUUUUGGCUGGACAGACUCCUCUGCUGCCUCUAUCAUUAGUCUGUUUCACUAAGGGUUUGAAAAUCUGAAGUUUGACUUCUAGCGAGCUUGUUUGCGCUUUAUUUUAAGUCUAAUCGUGCAACACACUCGGGUGAACAUGUAGAAAUGGAUUUUAUGAAGCUGUUUGGCACUGUUAUCGCCGUUUUGUUCCACCCUGGAUCCACGUCUAAAAUAAAUGGCCAGAGGAUCUGUCGGCGUGGGACAGAGCGCCCAUGCUACAAGGUGUCCUACAUCCAUGACAGCAGGCGGAGGCUGACCUUUGAGGACGCCAGGCAGGCCUGUAGGUCAGAUGGAGGCGACUUGCUCAGCAUUGAAACAGAAAGCGAGCAGAGACUGAUGGAGAGGUUCAUAAAGCAGCUGCAGGCUGGAGAUGGAGACUAUUGGAUCGGGCUCCGCCGCAGCCAACAGCGCUACAGGGCAGGGACCACCAGCCCAGGAUGCCCCUCGCAGUACUAUUGGCUGGAUGGAAGCAAGGCCAAGUUCAGGAACUGGCACUGGGAUGAGCCAUCGUGUGGUGCUGAAAUGUGUGUGGUUCUGUACUACCAGCCCUCUGCACCGCCCGACGAAGAAGGUCAUUUCCUGUUCCAGUGGAACGAUGACAACUGCAACUCCAAGAACAACUUUGUCUGCAAAUACCCAGAAGAAAAAGUACCAGUAUUUACUGAGGAAGGGAAGACAGCUCAUGCAGUUCCAUCUCUGAGGCCAAAUGUUUUCUCAACUACAGAAAAAAAUGAGAGGAUAAAAAUAGGACUACCGGAGUCAUCAGUAUCUCUCUCAGACAACACCCUGUAUGUUUCCUACAUCCUUUAUGCAACUAUUCCUGCUCUGCUGCUCCUGCUGUUUGCAGCUGCUGGGUUCUUCUGCUACAAACAGCAUGCUAAGAGGAGGAAGACAGAAACAGAAGGCUACCCCGGCAGAUCAAAACCAUGGAUGUCAACAACAGCUUCCCCGUACGCCGUACAAGGACCUUACGCCUUUAGUGACAUUACCAAACUGCCUCACACUGCUCUGGACAGCACCGUGCCGGCAAACACCAGGACAAAGUUCUCCUGUGCUCCUUCCCAGGACUCCCAGUGUGGCGACUAUGAGAAUGUGUCGUGUGCAGACAGGGAAAGCGGGUUUGUCACCAAUGACAUCUAUGAGACCUGCAAAGCUCCAAGCCGGCAGACUGGUUGGGUGGAAAAUGAGAUCUAUGGAUAACACUGUAGAUGUCUAUCUGGUGUCUGUGAGUGUCUGUCAUCCUCAUACCAAGUUUUGAAUAUGAACCCAGCUAGAAAGAGGAACACAGUGUUCUCCGACGCUUUCUUCCUGCACACCCUACUGGUUUCUGGUGUAGUGCAGGAUUACUAUACACAUGACUAUGUCAGCCUGGACCUAUGUUAUCUGAACAUAAGUCUGUCUCCUGUGUGUAUCUAGCUACAGGUACUAUAGGUAAGAGAAUAAAAUAUGUAUUUUUGACUACAGGGGAGAACUGUCCCUUUAACCCUUUAUCAGGCAAAUAACUAUAUUUGGUAAUUAGAGUCAGGGAAUAUUUCAAGGAAAAAGUUGCAAAUUUACUAGAUUAAAGUGGCAAACCUACAAGAAAAAAAGUCGCAGAUUUAAGAGAUUUAAAGCUGGAUUGGGUAUCAGUGACAAUGGGGCUGAUCAUUCAAAAAAUUGCAGCAACAAAUGGCUAUUUAUAUGUUAUAUACUAUAUGCAUUAAAUAUUGGAAUUUUAAAUCCUGUCUAUUUUUUGACCCAUUUGUUGCUGCAUUUAACCCUUUA
Centropristis striata (black sea bass) is the source of this 1829-nucleotide messenger RNA. It is a transcript of the gene laynb, whose product is annotated as layilin b. The record is from RefSeq and is a predicted model, not a curated record. The transcript has 7 exons. The coding region runs from base 171 to 1265 and encodes 364 amino acids. Gene Ontology annotation, molecular function: hyaluronic acid binding. Lineage: Eukaryota; Metazoa; Chordata; Actinopteri; Perciformes; Serranidae.